Dromiciops gliroides (monito del monte) is the source of this 2400-nucleotide messenger RNA. RefSeq names its product RNA polymerase I and III subunit D (gene POLR1D). The record is from RefSeq and is a predicted model, not a curated record. Lineage: Eukaryota; Metazoa; Chordata; Mammalia; Microbiotheria; Microbiotheriidae. The transcript is spliced from 3 exons. The coding region runs from base 278 to 646 and encodes 122 amino acids.
CAGGGGAGAGAGGGGAAGGGCCAGCCAGGUGAAGAGAAGAACACUCCAGGUGAGGGGGGAGGAAGAUCCCGCCCGGAGAGGGGCGGCCGUUCGCCGGAACAGGGGGCAGCGGUGGAGGAACCGCCUCUCGGCCGGGUCCUCGCCUCGCCGCGCCGCCGCGGCUCCUCCCCCGGCUCCGCCCUCCUUCCUGCUCAGCCCGCGGGGACCGAGAUAUGGGGCAGAUCCCCGGGGCCGCCCCCGCCACCUGAGGAACCCGGAAGCUGCCCUCGGCCGCGCCAUGGAAGAGGACGAGGAACUGGAGAGGAAGGCAAUAGAAGAACUUCUCAAGGAAGCUAAACGAGGGAAAACCCGAGCAGAGACAAUGGGGCCUAUGGGCUGGAUGAAGUGUCCUCUUGCUGGUACAAAUAAAAGAUUUCUGCUUAAUACAAUUAAGAACACGUUACCCUCUCAGAAGGAGCAAGACCAGGAGCAGAAGGAAGACAAUAAGGAACCUGAGCCAAGUCAGAACCGGAAAGAAGAAAACCCAAAGAAACACAGAACUCAUCCGUACAGACACAACUUCCAGUCUCGGAGAAGAGUUAGUUAUUCUCCUCCAAGGAAGCGGAACACCCAGGAAAAGUAUGAAAAGCAAUCUAACAAACGAUGAGGCAGGCCCUGAAGAAUAGGCAAGACUGUUACAAGCAAUGAAUGUCAUUCAAUUUGGGGCUGGUAAAGUUUAGCUCUCUUUAAAUGGAGAAAGUUGUUCAGUGCAGGUCUUUAGCUAGCAGGGAAGAUAGCUAAGAAAAACAUUAGAGGAGAUAGAUAUUUUGUUGUGUUUUUUAAAGAGUCUGUUGGUCACAAACAAAAAUGACCUAGUAAUUCUUCCUUCUGAAAAUUAAUACUAAGAGUAGAAGUCUUGACAAGUUUAUCAUACUUCAGUUGUGUGUGUGUGUGUGUGUGUGUGUGUGUGUGUGUGUGUGUGUGUACAUUUGUUAUUGCAACUUCUUUCAAAAGUUAGUUUGGAAAUAAACAAAUCUACACUUAGAUUUUAAGUUUUCCUAAGAUUAUUUAAACUAGUUCAAAAAUAUCUGUUGUAUUUUAAUUGUGAUCAUUUUUCCAAGUUGGGAGCAAAAUUGAAAUUUCUUUAGCUCUGUAUUUUAGAUUGGGAAUAUCAAAUUUAGUAUGUCCAAGAAAGCUAAACAGCAAAAAUCUUCUGGUUGUGGAAUAUGUUAUUUAUAAAACCUCCUUCUAGUCUUCAAGGGCUAGAGUUUAUCAAGAACUUUGUUGAUAUCUAGUAUUAAUUUUUGCUUGGGUAAACAAUGUAGAAUAUUCUUAAAAUAGCUUUGAAUUUAUUACCUAAGAGAUGAUGAAAAUUCAAUCUUGUCCCUCUCUCAGCAAAACUUUGAUCUGUGUAAACUGCAUUUUUUUUUUCUUAAUUUGAACUUUUCUCCAGAAAAAAGAAAUUGGGAGGAAUAUACUUUUGGGCUUUAGAAAUAACCAUCAUCUAAACUUACUGUGAUUUGAUUGAUACUGAGGAUUUUAUUCUGUGCUCUUUGGUUUUAUAGCUUAAAUCCCCUGGUAUCACAGUGCAAAGUUGUAUCAGAAAUCUUCUUUUUGACAAAGUGUGUUGGAUUUUUUUUUCCAGUGUAGGCAUAGGCAUUUCUUAAUGAUAUGAUUCUGACUCUCACAGAGAGUCCCACUCCCACCCCCACACCCCACCCCCAAACUCUGGACUACAUAACAAUGUCCUCCUAGACCACAGAGAGAAGAGUCUCUCCACUCCCUUCCCAAAUUUUCCAAGGCGGCUGGGCUUAUGCCUGGCUGCCCCCAGAUAAUCACUCAGCCACAGACCUACUCCCAGCGGCCAAGAAAAGCUCUUUCUCUGCACUGAAAAUCAGCACAUUAGAAAGGCCAGCUUGGGAGUGCUGUAGAGAAGCCAGAGAAUGCCAUGACAAAAUUGCUCUGUCUUCCCCAGGGCUACCCCACCACACCAUCUUUGUGUGCCCUGGGCCAUGCACCCAAACUUUUCUAUGAAGCCCAAGCUUCUGUGUGGUCAGAAGCUUGUGUGUAGAACCACUGCAACUAGGAGGAUGGGGAAAAAAUUCCUCAUUCGUUCCUGCCCCUUCCUCUCCCCCCACUCCAGUCAAAAAAAGUACAGAGGGAGUCUUUCCAUAACUUUCUAGCAGCGGAUUCCCACCCCCUUAAUACACAGAAGGAAGAACUAUGUUAAAUUUGACUUUAUACAACAGUUGUCAUGCUUAGAUGAUCCUAAUCUUUACAGCUAUACUAUUUGUGUUAAUUUAUUUUACUUUGAAAUAUUUUGUAUUUAAAUAUCCCUAGAAACAGAAAAGUUAAGAAGUUGGGAUUUUUUUGUAAAUUCUUGUUUUAAAUGAGUAAAAAUAAAUGAGUUAAACUGUGUCA